AUGGGAUUGCUACUUUUAUGUAUUAUAAUUUUACUUUUGAAUAUACUUGAUUUUUCAUCAGGAAUAAUAUAUAAUAAAGGUGAUAUGGAGAAACACUUUACAUGUGAUAACCAAGGGUUCCCCCAAAAGAAAGAAAUAAUCAAGUUGUAUCUUUCCUCAGAUGACUUGAAAAUCGAGUGCUCUUUCCAAUCUGAAAGUGAGCUUACUUCAAAGGAAUUUCUAGGUGUGUUCACAUCAGGAGGACUUGCUCCGAGUUUGGGAAUUAUAAAUAGUACAUAUACAGGCAUCUUCCACUUCAAUUUAACUUUGUUCAGUGAUCGAGCUUACUGGUUGAUCAAUAUUCCCAGAGAAAACAUUACAAAAAAUACAGAUAUUGCAGCUGUCGAAGAAUGGUUAGUAAGGAUCACUUUACAACAUGGAUUAAAUAUUUAUACGACUGAAGGAACACUAUUGGAUAAUGUCCGAGAACCUAUUCUUCAGUGGGAUCUUGGGGCUGUACUGACAAAAAAAGAUAUCGCCGAAGUCUAUCCACAUGUGGUAGAUCUCAAAGUGGCCAAGUGUCCUUGUGCCAAUGAUGUAGCGUUACUUGGCUUCAUUUUGAAUACAACAUAUAAUGGCAUUUACAUAGGCCUCAGUUCUUCCGGGUUUUGGGAUUACGACGAUAUCUUGUGGUUUAACUUGACAGAUACGAUCUAUUCCCAAAUUGGAGAAGAACACAGAGAACUUUCAGUGGUGGAUAUGGUUUUAACAAAUCACUUUUUAGUUAUCCUCACCUCUCUGGGUUGUUUUGUAAGUGGAGAUCUCCGUUAUCCAUCAUCCUCUGUCUUACCGUUUUCCAGAGCAGACUUUUGUGGUUUCGAAAGGGUUGACUAUAUCAAAGGAAAAUUGUGGUAUAAUGAAAGAUGUUUUGCUAACAGAGAACACUUUGAAGUUGAUUAUGUUACUAUCACCUUUGAAAGAAACAGAACUCUAAGUGAGUCAAACUCUUGUUUUUAUGCCAACGAACCAUUUAAUGAGUGGUUACCUUGCUUACCUCAUAUUUUGAAAGGAAUGAAAUCCUUACCUUCAACUGUGUUAACAUUUCUUGUUGACCAAGAGCAUAGUGCUGGGAUCUACCUCUUCUCCAGCCAGGUAGGUCAUUAGAAAAGCACGAAUGCUUGUGUUAGCAUCCUGAGAAAUAACAAACCAGGAUUAAGAACAAAAUUUCCACAAUUCGUAUUUCCUUCAUCAUUCUCUUCUCCUGUUGGAAUGGUAUUCCAUCCACGAAGCCAUUUUCUGUAUGCUUAUGGUAAUCAGGUGUGGCUUUCAAUCGACGGCGGCAACACUUUCGAAUUAUUAGCUGAUUUUCAUGAUGAUAUCAUAAAGAAUACUUACCAUAGUUUUUAUACUUCAGAUAUUACUUUUGUCUCCCAAAGUGGAAAUGUCUACUUGACCAAGGCAGGAUUAAGAAGAUAUGGUAAAAUUGGAUCUAUUUCUGAUAAGAUUUUCACAUUAUACUACGACCACAUGGGCUUUAUACAUAAACUAACUCCAGACCAUUUUGAAGCUGAUAUGUCACUUAGAACCUCUGGGAAUCCUAAAAGUAUUUUUGGACAGGCUCCUGAUAUGGGCUUCGAAACUGCCCUAGCGCCUCAGUACAUCGCCUUAAAAGAAAUUAUCUUUUAUGCGUACGUGCCUGCAAAUGAACCUGAGGGAACCAUAUACACCAAGAAAUUCAACAACAUGCACUUGGGAAAAGUGAUACACUCCAGGAAAACUGGAACAGCUUACAUAAGAAAAGUAUUACAUCAUAACACUUCUCAAGGAUUUUUGUCCUCUGUUAUUGCGGAAGUGAUAGACCCUUUUGGAAUAGAAGAAGUGAAUGAAAGCACUUGUUUGUCUAGUUCCCUUACCAUUAGUCAAGUUGGAAUUGACUCCUAUAAGCUUACUCUUCAACCACAAAGUACUAAUGCCUCAUUUCAAGACCUGGAUGAAGAGAAGACUGUGGUGAUUCCUGGUCAUAGCAGCUUCCUGAUAACAAGCAUUUUAGAUGAUAAGAAUGCUUUAGCCAUUGCUACCAUGCCUGACAGAAUACUCAACAAUAUGAUAAUCCCAAAAGACUCCUGGUUCUUACACAACUUCGGGCACAGAAAUGGACGAAUGUGGUCUAUAUAUGCAAAACCAUGCAAUUAUUGGUUUCAACAGGAUCAUUCCCUAUUCCUCAAUGUCCUGAAAUACAUUGAUCUGGGGAAAUCUUACACUUUCAAAGUUAAGGUUAUACCUAAUACAGAAGGUGUUCGAACACUGAAAAUACCACCACUGAACGUCAUUGUUGGAAAUGCAAAUCUGCUGGAAGUUAAAAGUGAAGGCUCUUUUGAUGAUAGUGAGAGUUACAUAAUGAAAAUUUCUGCAGCUAGCAAAGCUUUGCGUCAAGGUUCAACGUCAUUGGCAUUAGUUGUCUGGGGGGCAUCCAUUGAGUGUUUAGUCACCACAGUCGUGCCAAUGAUGAAAAACAGCUGUAGUUAUCUCAAAUCUAUGCAUCACAUCCCUAGUAAACUUAUCCCACUGGAAGACUGGAUUAGUGGUGUUCAUAAAGACAGUCAAGGUUUCAACAUGAUCAAAACUUUGCCGAUAAAUUACAGACCCCCAUCUAAUAUGGGAAUUGCCAUACCACUCACAGACAAUUUUUACCAUGCAGAUCCCAGCAAACCGAUACCAAGAAAUCUAUUUCCUACGUCAAAGAGAUCUGGUAAAUUCAAACAGUGCGCUAACAUGUCUACUCGGGAGGAGUGUAAUUGCACAAAUGAUCAGAAGUUUUCACAUGCUGUUGCUUUCUCAGAUUGCAGAGAAAAGGUUCCUCGUUUUAAGUUUCCAGUUACACAAUAUCCAAUUUCUUUGGAAAUUUACAGUGAGGAUGGACAUAUCCCAGUGGAAACUCCAUAUCUGGUUACUGUGACUGAAGUGAAUAGCAGAGAAAACUGGAAACUAAAACACAGUGUACCAGCAAACGUGAAGAAGUUGAAAAAUUACUUAGAACACCGUCUUAAUGCUCCAGUAUAUAAUCCUUUAGGCCUCAACUUAAGUAUAAAGGGCUCUGAGCUUUUUCACUUCAGAGUGUCCGUAGUUCCGGGAGUCACUUUUUGUAACUUAGUUGAAGAAUUUCAGAUUUAUGUUGACGAAGUUCCAUUGCCAUUUCCAGGACACACACUGAUAGCUGUUGCAGCGGCUGUGGUGCUGGGGGGACUAAUUUUUACAGCAUUUAUGUUCCAGAUACGUAACAUCCACCCAAGUGGUAUAUGCCAAAAAUUUAUGGCAAGGAACAAAGUGAACGUAUCAAAUUUGAGCAUCAAUCAGGUGGCUCAUAGGUGAAAAUCUGAAUAG
Neogale vison (American mink) is the source of this 3360-nucleotide messenger RNA. It is a transcript of the gene CATSPERB, whose product is annotated as cation channel sperm associated auxiliary subunit beta. NCBI's taxonomy places the organism in Eukaryota, Metazoa, Chordata, Mammalia, Carnivora, Mustelidae. Gene Ontology annotation, cellular component: cilium; CatSper complex. The record is from RefSeq and is a predicted model, not a curated record. The transcript has 26 exons.